ACUCUUACUGGUCACCGGCUGUUAGAUGACAUCAUGACUGGGCCUGCUACCAAUUGCAUACGGCUUCUCUUUCGCGCAGUAGUGUCUGGGAAAUUGAGUCCGUACUCUAAAUAAUUCAAGCCCUCGUUCCCUUCUCCUGCACAGCUAACAAGAUGCCGGCCGUACAUCACAAACUGCUCCUGGAGGACGCUUUACAGGACAGUCCUCAGACUCGCUCUUUGCUCAGUGUGUUUGAGGAAGAUGUGGGAAUGCUUACAGACUACACCAACCAGCUGCUACAAUCAAUGCAGCGGGUGUUCGGAGCACAGAGUGAGAUGGGACUGGCCACAGAGCAGCUCUCAAAGCAACUUUUGGAAUACGAGAAGAAAAAUUUUGCCCUUGGAAAAGGUGAUGAGGAGGUAAUCACCACGCUGCAAAACUUCGCCAAAACUGUAGUGGAGCUGAAUGCACUCCACUCCGAGCUAGCUAACCAGAUGGCUGACAGCAUGGUCUUCCCCUUGAUCCAGUUCCGAGAGAAAGACCUCACAGAGAUAAGCACACUGAAGGAAAUAUUUGCCAUUGGAACUGAUGAGCAUGAGGCAGCUAUGGUCAAGUACAGUCGAUUGCCCAAGAAGAAGGAAAAUGAGAAGUUGAAGGCAGACUUGGUGAAGGAGGUGGCUUACACCAGAAGAAAGCAGCACCAGGCCUCACUGCAGUAUUAUUGUGCCCUCAAUGCCCUGCAGUAUCGCAAGAGAGUAGCUAUGCUUGAACCAAUGCUAGGCUACACUCAGGCACAGAUCAGCUUCUUUAAGAAAGGCUUUGAGCUGGUGUCAAAGAAGAUGGACAGUUUUCUCGCUUCUGUUUCCAACAUGACACAAAGCAUCCAGGCCCAGCUGGACUCAGAGGCGGAGGCCAUGCGAGUGUCCCACAGGGAGCUUCUGUCUGUGGAAGACACUGUCUACAUGCCAGAUAAGGACACAGAGCCUGUCAAUCGCACGCUUAUCCAGAAGGCUGGCUACCUCAACAUUCGGAAUAAAACAGGCCUAGUGACCACAGCCUGGGAUCGUCUGUAUUUCUUCACCCAGGGAGGGAAUCUCAUGUGCCAGCCGCGGGGGGCUGUAGCAGGAGGCAUGGUGCUGGACCUGGAUAACAGCUCUGUCAUGGCGGUGGAUUGUGAGGACAGACGCUACUGUUUUCAGAUAACCUCCCCUUCAGGAAAAACGUCAAUGAUUCUACAAGCCGAGAGCAAAAAAGAGUAUGAAGAAUGGAUUUGCACUGUGAACAACAUCUCCAGACAGAUCUACCUGACUGACAACCCAGAGGCUGUGGCUAUCCGACUGAACCAAACCGCCAUCCAGGCAGUGACUCCCAUCACCAGCUUUGAGAAGAGACAAGACGGCUCACCCAACCCCGACAGAGCUAAGCCAGGAGGUGUUCAUACUACCAGCAGUGGUUCUCAGAAAACAGGAGUUGCCCCAGAACCAGAGGACCUAAUAGCCCCGGGGACGCCCAUUCAGUUUGACAUCAUGCUGCCUGCGUCCGAAUUUCAGGACCAGAACAGAACUGGGGGGAGACGCACAAACCCAUUUGGAGAAACAGAAGACGACUGUUCGACAGAGACUGAUGACUCCCUGCUUCAGCAGGUAUUCGCUGUGCGCUUCCUGGGCUCCAUGGCGGUUCGCUGCGGCGACAAUCAGGAAGUGAUCUACGAGGCCAUGAGGCAGGUGCUGGCUGCCCGAGCCAUUCACAACAUCUUCAGGACCACAGAGGCCCACCUCAUGGUCACCAGCAGUAGCCUCAGGUUGAUAGACCCACAGACUCAAGUUACAAGACUAAGUUUCCAGCUUGGAGAAGUGUGUCAGUUCGCAGCCCACCAGGAGAAUGGCAGGCUGAUGGGAUUUGUGGUUGAAGGCAGAGACUGGAGCGAUGGAGACGAGGAGGGAGAACCAUCGUUUAGCGCCUUCGUCUUUGAGAGCAACACGGAGGGCGAAAAGAUAUGUUACACCAUAAACCUGGCAAAGGAGAUUACAGAAGCUAAGAAGGACCCGGAAGCCCUGGCCCAGCUAAUGAAGAACAUGCCUCUGACCAAUGAUGGCAAGUUCUUGCUGCUUGAGCCUGAGACGGGUGACACGACCGAAGGAGCAGGACAAGAAGAUCUGGAGUCUGAGGCCUAGUUCCGGUUAGAUUAUUCUCCCACUUAACCACCCCCAAAAAAGAUGAGCCAACCAAAACCAGGGCCACAGCUCUGCUUUUGCCCCAGAGGUUUCAUUCUGACGCCCAGCCCUAACUUUGGUACUGUGACAUCAAUAUUAGAUAGGCCACAUCCACCGACCCUCAGUAACUACAUCUCUCUAUCUCUCUUUUGCUGUGCUAAAAUCUUAAGAUGUUGACAUGGGUUUGACCACACACACACACACACACACACACACACACACACACAUUAAAAAGACAAAUUGAAAAAAGAACUUAUUUUCGCCCGUGCUCAGACUGCAACAUGAGUCUUUGCAUUUGGAGUUUGUCGCACAUCAAAAGGGACAACACAUAGAUACUGGAUGCGUUUUUAUCGUCUCCUAAAAUCCCGAGCCGUUUAACAGAGUGGUGACUCAUUUUCUUUCAGUUUAGGUUUACAUUUAUUUUUAGGUUUACAUAGUUUGAAGUGGUUUUUUGUGUUUGGAGAAUUUAAUCCCUUUACCUUACUUUGCUUGUUAACACGUAUGUAAGGCUCUUACGCAAAUACUUUGGCAUUCAUUUCUUGAUUAUUUAUGAAAGAAAACGUUACUGCACUUUGAGGUUUGUGUUUGUGUAACACCAUCAAAUUACCACCAAAUGUACUAAUUGAUAGGAUUUGAGACUUUUAUGAUAGUGUAGGGUAGUUGAAAUGACAUCAGUUCCUUUUGUCCUUAGAGCAGUCGCUCUUGCCUAGUUUAAUAUUUUUAUCCUUUUAGCCUCGUAAUGUGUGCCUCAAAGCAGGGUACACACUUGGCAAAACAUUUUCUUCUCGGCUCUCUUGCCACUGUGAAGUUAGACUUGGCACCCUGGCUAUCUUAAGCCUUCCCACUAAACUGAAUUACUUUUAUGCUCGACAUUUUCCUCAGCUACCUAUGUAAACAAGUUCUAAGAUGAUUUGUAUGUCAGCGGGAAACGGCCCAGAAACGACUUCACGCUUGUUUCCCCAAAAGCCCGAGUAAAUAUGAUCUGUCUAUGUAUGUUUAACCAGAGUCAAUAUGCUAGGAUCUAUUGCAGUGCAUGAUUAAAUAAUGGCAUUCAAUCUAGUUCCCUCUGCAGAAGAUUAAAGCUUAUACUAUGAGCACUGAGCCGUAACGCUAAAAGAGAAUCAACUCAACUGUCACAGUCCACAGUGCACUUGUGAGGGGGGAAGCAAUUUGCUCUUCUUUACAUAUGAAUGCUAAUCAGAGCAGAACAACUAAUGGCAACGCAACCUGUGAAAUUCAUCGCCCCCUCUGGAUGCCAGUGCAGUUUUGUUCAGUUUCAGUCCGUUUGAGCUGUGACACAAAUCUUGAUGGACAGCGGCAGCCUAUGCAGUGUCAGUGUGUGACCGUGUUUAGAAAAGGCAAAGGUGAAAAGAAACUGGCUGGAAGUAGAACUUGAAAGUUGCAGCGUGGUGACCAGUGCAAUUUGUUUGUGCCAGAAUCGCCGUGCCAGAAGCAGAAACAUGUCACACAUUUUAUUUAGAACUUGGAGCUGCACUAACAAAAAUUGUUCGACUGCUCAUCACCCUACGCAUCGGAAUUACAAGUUUGAUCUGCAAAAAGAAUUUCUUUUUGUUUUCUUAGAGGAAGAGGAAGUAAAAACAGACCCUCCUGGUUUACUUAACCAACCAGGUAGAUCUUGUUUGUAUACAAAAAUCAACACCCACUCACUAUGUAGCAGAUGGUAAUUGACAGACUAAUGCUUCCUUUCAUUCAGGUCAGAAAUCCCUAAAUUGAACAUUUUAAACUCGAGCUGGAGACGUUCCACAUUGAUGUCAAGCGUAAAUACUCAGCAUGAAACACUCAGCUUCUUACAGCAGGCAGCAUUUUAAUAUUUAUAUCAUGGAUACAUUCGAGAAAAGGAAGAUAUAAAAAGUCUGUUAAGAACAUUAUAUACAAACUAGUGUCCUAUCAAGUACAUGUUUAAGAUGGCUUAUGAAACUUACUAACCCAGGCAACUUGUAAAUAGGACCAAUUUGUGAUGCUAUCUCAUAAUCAUGAGAUUCUCUCAUAAUUUAAACCCAUCUAAAUAAAAGUGGGCUGCACCAAACAAAAAUGUUAAUUGGGUUAAAUAUACCAACCAAAUGAAGAAUUGCAUGUUUGGAUUCACUGGGAGAGAGCUAAUUGAUUAGUUGGUGCUGAUGUUUAUGGCAUGUAUUGAUUCAGGCAGUAAACACGUAAUGAGGAUUACAGAUCACCUGUCAGAAAUCUGCAGUAGUCAGAAGCACAUUCAAGCUCACCAGAGCAUUAGAAGAGUGAGUCUCGCACUUCCAAGGGAACAACUGCUAUCUGGGCAAUUUGUCAGAGUAACUUUUUUUUCCCCUUUUUCUUUUAAUGGCUGAGUUCCCAGAGUUGACUCAUGAACUCGUGGUGUCGCUUGUAGCCAGAAGAAUACACACGUAAACACCGACUCUGUUCCAGGAAACCAAGCACAUUUCCCUAAACGUCAACUAACUUUGUAGCCUGAUUGGAAACUCCAAACUGGCAGGCUGUUUGAUGCCGCAUAGAUAAAACAGUUUAUCCAAUAUCCUCCUUUCUCAGGGGACGGCAGAGGCACUUUAAUUACACCUUUACUAAAAAUGUGCUUAGUGCAGUGGCCAACAGUGAGUAGUUUGGAGUUUGAUGAUUCACAUAUAAGCGGAUGCCUGUGCUUUUGCUGAGCAGUGGCUUAAUUGGUGAGAUUUGCUCUAAAUGUUUCUACCCAAUCACAAAAAGAAAUCUUAGUGUAUAGAGGCUGAUGCAGCCCAUUAUGCUCAUUACAGCUGCAUAGUCUUGACAUAUUCUCUUGUUAUAAGUAAUGCACAGUCAGUAAAAAUGUGGGUUAUGAAGUUGUAGAAAAUACAUUUCUGUAAUAUAGCAAGGACUGCAUUUUCUCCCUUUUUUUUCCCUGUCUUUUUGUAAAAGGCUGAAGUUGCCACUACCCGUACAGCUUUGCACUUAAUUUGUCCUAAUUUUCUAGAACUGUGUAAACAUGCAUCCUUUAAUAAACAUGGGUCAUUUUUCUUA
Pelmatolapia mariae (spotted tilapia) is the source of this 5195-nucleotide messenger RNA. RefSeq names its product adaptor protein, phosphotyrosine interaction, PH domain and leucine zipper containing 2 (gene appl2). The record is from RefSeq and is a predicted model, not a curated record. The transcript is spliced from 21 exons. Gene Ontology annotation, biological process: signaling. Gene Ontology annotation, cellular component: endosome membrane; cytoplasm. Lineage: Eukaryota; Metazoa; Chordata; Actinopteri; Cichliformes; Cichlidae. Gene Ontology annotation, molecular function: protein binding. Bases 153 to 2153 code for a protein of 666 amino acids.